AUGCUGGCACUGGCACUGCUCGCACUGCCCUCGCUGGCAUGGGCAGCCUCGGGCGCACACUCGCACCCUCACUCGGCAGUCAACGCAGCAGCAACAGCAGCGACCUCGAAGCAACCCGCACCGACUGCAGCCUACGACCGCACGACGUGGCAGGGCGAGGAGCAGAUCAAGGAUCCCAACGCAGAGUGCACCUACUACUCGUACCCGCCCGUCAACGCCAUCAUUGGCUCGUACCCAGCCAUCUGGAAAACCGCAGACCUCUCCGCCGCAGGGAUCUCGGCAGACGACAAGGCGCUGUUCCGCGCUCUGAACGCGACGAUUCCGCAGAUCCAGCCGAGGGGCGAUAGGGCGGGUAACUUCCAGGGCGUCGUCUACGACGGCAACUCCGACCCCGACUGCUGGUGGACUUACACGCGUUGCACGACGCCUAAGAUCGCUUCCCUCCAGGACGACGUAACGAAGUGCGACCAGCCCAACACGUGGGGAUUUACGCUGGACGAUGGACCCAACUGCUCGCACAACGCCUACUUCGACUACUUGAACUCGAUCAACCAGAAAGCCACGCUCUUUUACAUUGGCUCGAAUGUGUUGGAUUGGCCGCUGGAGGCGCAGAGGGGUUUGGCGGAUGGACACGAGAUCUGCUCGCACACUUGGUCGCACCCUUACAUGACCUCGCUCACGAACGAACAAGCCUUUGCCGAGCUCUACUUCUCCAAAAAAGCCAUCAAGCAAGUCCUCGGCAUCACGGUUCGGUGCUGGCGCCCUCCGUACGGCGAUGUCGACGACCGCAUCCGUUUCAUCGCUGAAGCGCUCGACAUGCGUACAAUCAUCUGGAACGCCGAUACAGACGACUACAACUGGGUCACCCAAGGUCUCCCCGCCAUUCGAAAGAACUACCAAUCGAUCCUCAACAACCAGUCUGCUGGAGCGUACGACGACUCGGGUGUGAUCGUCUUGACGCACGAGAUUGACGCGGGAACGAUGCAGCUCAGUCAAGAGUUCCUGCCGCAGAUCAUGAAGCAGUUCACGGGCGGCGUUCUCCCCGUCGCAGUCUGCAUGAACAACACCGAACCCUACGUCGAACAAAGCUCCUACGUCUACCCCAACUACGCCCAAUGGGCCGCUGGCACCCGCUCAGUCUCGCUCGCUGCUCCCACCGCCGCGCCGAACUCGGGUCGCUUGAUCCUCGAUGCCCAGGCGUCGGGAGGCGUGACCAUCUCUGGCGCGACGGUCUCUACCGCCCCGAGCGCCAGUGCGGUCAAGCAGAUGAAGACGACUGGUUCGACGAGUUCGCAGGCGGCGGCUACGACCGCAGCCAAGAGCGGCGCCUCGCAGGCUGUCGUGCCCGGGCUCCUCGCCCUCUUCGGUGUCCUCGCGACUGGUCUCGCGCUCUAG
Messenger RNA from Rhodotorula toruloides NP11, 1395 nucleotides. Its product is annotated as chitin deacetylase, carbohydrate esterase family 4 protein. The record is from RefSeq and is a predicted model, not a curated record. Gene Ontology annotation, cellular component: membrane. The coding region runs from base 1 to 1395 and encodes 464 amino acids. Gene Ontology annotation, biological process: carbohydrate metabolic process. Lineage: Eukaryota; Fungi; Basidiomycota; Microbotryomycetes; Sporidiobolales; Sporidiobolaceae. Gene Ontology annotation, molecular function: chitin deacetylase activity. The transcript has 12 exons.